AUGAACACGGCCAUCGUUGAAAACACAAGUACCUGGGCCAAUGAUCCUAAAGACCUACUUGACCUAUCCCUCCUGGAUAUACUGGAUAUUCUGAUACAACACCCGCCACCGUUCGCCAUUAAUGCACUUGUUCAAUCUCCUAGUCAAAUCGCAAAGAUGAGUUUACGAUAUGUCGACUUUGAGGGUCCUGAUGAUCCUUCAAUACCCUUUAACUGGUCAAUCCGGAAACGGGUAUAUAUCUCGAUCUUGUUGGGACUCCUUACAAUGGUUGUCGCAAUGGCAAGUAGUAUCUUCACUUCAGCUAUACCCACCGUGAUUAUGAUGUACAAUAUCGACAGGGAGGUAGCAACUCUAGGUGUUUCCCUCUACGUCCUUGGGUUCGCCACGGGUCCCUUAUGUUGGGCUCCUUUCUCGGAGCUGAAAGGGAGAAAGCUUCCGUUGGUUACAUCGACUUUUGGAUUUACUAUUUUCUGUUUUGCGACUGCCGUUUCAAAAGAUCUUCAGUCCCUUAUAAUACUGAGAUACUUCACGGGCUUUUUUGGGGCGGGUCCCUUGACUCUUUCUGGGGCAGUCUAUGCUGAUAUUUUCCCACCAUAUCAACGGGGUAUCGCGAUGGUUGGGUUCUGUCUGAUGGUGUUCAUCGGCCCUCUUACAGCCCCAUUCAUCGGUGGGUUUACUGUAAUGAACCAGAGUCUCGGUUGGCGCUGGACGGCAUAUAUACCUGGGAUUUUAGGCGGCGUCAUUUUCGUUCUUCUCCUUACUACGAUGAGGGAAACCUACGCACCGGUACUCCUAGGUUGGAAGGCGGAUCGUUUACGUCGCGAGCAGGGCGAUUGGUCAAUUCAUGCAAAGCACGAGGAAAUAUGUCUUGACUUGCGAACCAUAAUUGCCGACUAUGUCAGUCUUCCAUUGAAAAUGUUAGCUCUCGAUCCGAUCGUGCUAUGUAUGAGCGUUUUCGCCUCGUUCGUAUAUGGGCUUUUAUAUCUUUUCUUAACUGCCUAUCCUAUUAUCUUUCAACAAAUCCAUGGCAUGAACCCCGGAGUAGGUGGACUACCCUACAUUGGAAUCGUCGUUGGACAGCUAUUUGGCGCUUUGGGUGUAUUCGCAAUGCAGCCAUGGGUCCUUCGGCAAAUGGAGCGGAAUGGCGGUAUAAUAAUGCCAGAGUGGCGUCUCCCUAUCGCGAUUCCAGGAGCAGUGGCUCCCACAAUAUCCGGCAUCCUGACUGGAUUUGGCCUGCUGACGAUGUUCCUACCCUCGAUCGCUUAUGUAGUAGAGGCACGACCGAAAAAGGCCGCUUCAGCUGUCGCUGCACACACGUUUCUGCGGUCAUUGGCUGGUGCGAUCUUUCCACUUUUUGCUUCUUAUAUGUUUGACGCUCUGGGGGUAGAAUGGGCUUGCACACUGCUCGGAUGUGUCGCAGCGCUCCUUAUCCCGAUACCGUUGCUACUCUACAUCUACGGUGCCCAAAUCCGGAAUCGCUCCAGUUUGUCGGAUCAGUCUUAG
Molecule: messenger RNA, 1503 nt
Organism: Aspergillus pseudotamarii
Lineage: Eukaryota; Fungi; Ascomycota; Eurotiomycetes; Eurotiales; Aspergillaceae
Product: MFS transporter
Exons: 7
Coding region: 1-1503 (500 amino acids)
Biological process (GO): transmembrane transport
Molecular function (GO): transmembrane transporter activity
Source: RefSeq, a predicted model, not a curated record